Messenger RNA from Rhinichthys klamathensis goyatoka, 1345 nucleotides. RefSeq names its product protein tyrosine phosphatase receptor type Jb, tandem duplicate 2 (gene ptprjb.2). The record is from RefSeq and is a predicted model, not a curated record. The transcript has 10 exons. Gene Ontology annotation, biological process: negative regulation of MAP kinase activity; protein dephosphorylation. Gene Ontology annotation, molecular function: protein tyrosine phosphatase activity. The coding region runs from base 41 to 1072 and encodes 343 amino acids. NCBI's taxonomy places the organism in Eukaryota, Metazoa, Chordata, Actinopteri, Cypriniformes, Leuciscidae.
GAGUGAUAAAACUGGUCUGAUUGUUGGCUUAGUUCUUGGAAUGAUCUGUAUUCUCUUGAUUAUCACUCUCCUUGUCUUCUUCUAUUCAAGAAGACAAACCAAAAAACAAUGUCCUGACAUCCCUGUACACAACAUUAGUAAUAGUGGUUUAAGAGUAGAAGAUUAUGAAGAGUAUUUUAAGCGGAAACAUGCGGAUUCCAACUGUGGUUUUGCUGAAGAGUAUGAGGAUUUGAAAUCUGUUGGAACUGCGCAGCCAAUGAACGCCGCCCUGUCUUUUGAAAACAAGGCAAAGAAUCGUUACACAAAUGUUUUACCUUAUGAUUCUUCAAGGGUGAGAUUAUCAAUGUGUGGCAACCCCUUUGAUGACUACAUCAAUGCCAACUACAUUCCAGGCUACAAUUCAAGAAAAGAGUUUAUAGCUGCUCAGGGUCCGUUGCCCGUCACAGUGAAUGAAUUCUGGAGAAUGAUCUGGGAGAAGAACGUCUACAGCAUAGUGAUGCUGACCAGAUGCAACGAGCAGGGACGGGUGAAAUGUGAGAAGUACUGGCCAUCUGAGACGAAUCAUUAUCAUAACAUCUCAGUGACGACCACCUCAGAUAUAUCACUGGACAGCUGGACCAUAAGAGACUUCAGAAUCAAAAAUGUGAAAACAGCAGAAACUCGCUACGUCCGCCAGUUCCACUUCACAGCGUGGCCGGAUCACGGAGUUCCAGAGACCACUGAAGUCCUCAUUGAUUUCAGACACCUGGUGAGGGAACACAUGGACCAGUACUCGCGCCACUCUCCAACUGUGGUGCAUUGCAGUGCUGGUGUGGGAAGAACAGGGACCUUCAUUGCCAUUGACCAACUGAUUUUCCAGAUUGAAAGAGAAAGCAUGGUGGACAUCUUCGGAGUUGUUAAUGACAUGCGCAUGCACAGGGCUCUUAUGGUCCAGACUGAGGAGCAGUAUGUCUACCUCCACCAGUGUGCGCAUGACAUCAUUCGAUCAAGAACCGGAACCAACGUGGACUUAAUUUACCAGAACAACGAAGCACUAAAUAUCUAUCAGAAUGUAAAAUAUUUAAAGCUGUAACUGUAUACGGCCUGAAGAUUGCCCUCAGAGCAUAUUUAAAAGAGCAUUUUUAAAUUUGCUUAAAAAAAUAAUGAAAUUCACACUUUACAUUUACAGUAGUUCAACUGUAAUUUAUUUUCUUGCACAAUACCCAAUUUUAAAGAAAUAUAUUUAGGAUAUUACACUGGAAAGAAUGCAACAUGUUCUAUGUUAAUUUUGAAGUAAACAGCAAAUAAUGUGCAAGUAAUUGUAUUUAUAUUUCAAUCAAGAGAUCUUUAUUUUUUUACUGUGAAA